Molecule: messenger RNA, 5573 nt
Organism: Tachysurus fulvidraco (yellow catfish)
Lineage: Eukaryota; Metazoa; Chordata; Actinopteri; Siluriformes; Bagridae
Gene: sema6d
Product: sema domain, transmembrane domain (TM), and cytoplasmic domain, (semaphorin) 6D, like
Exons: 19
Coding region: 309-3422 (1037 amino acids)
Biological process (GO): semaphorin-plexin signaling pathway; neural crest cell migration; negative chemotaxis
Molecular function (GO): semaphorin receptor binding; chemorepellent activity
Source: RefSeq, a predicted model, not a curated record
GUGUGUGUGUGUGUGUGUGUGUGUGUGUGUCUCAGGUUUCAGCCUCGGUGUGUUAGUUUGUGUUUUUCUCGGUGGAGUGAAGUUGGGAGUCGGAGCUGGAGCUGUGGGAUUGUUCUGACCCGCACUGGAAUACUGGGACACACACACACACACACACACACACACACACACACACACACACACACACACACACACACACACACACACACACAACGCGCGCGGAUACACGAGGAUUUACGCGCGUGGACACGGAACACACACGGAUUCAGAUGAGGUAACACCCCUUGGUGUGCACUCAGCAGAGGGAGAUGUGGUGUGUAAUGUUCCCCUGUCUGCUGCUGCUUCUGUCAGGACAAACCAACGCUGUCAGUUUCCCUGAGGACUCUGUACCAUUGGACAUCGUGGACAGACAUUAUUCACGACAGUAUCCAGUUUUCCGAGGUCGGCCAUCCGGUAAUGAAUCCCAACAUCGACUGGACUUUCAGCUGAUGACCAGGAUCCAGGACACACUGUUCAUCACCGGCAGGGACCAGGUGUACUUGGUGAGUCUGAGAGAGUCGUACAGAAAUGACAUCACUCCCUACAGGAAGCUGACAUGGAGGUCGAGUCAGGCGGACCGAGAGACGUGUGCCCUGAAGGGCAAACACAGGGACGAGUGCCAUAACUUUAUUAAAGUUUUGGUUCCCAGAAAUGAUGAUCUCAUCUUUAUCUGUGGCACAAAUGGCUUCAACCCCGUUUGCCGUUACUACAGGCUGGAUAAUCUGGAGUUUGAUGGAGAGGAAAUCAGCGGUUUGGCUCGGUGUCCCUUUGAUGCUAAACAAACUAAUGUAGCGCUCUUCUCAGAUGGGAAGUUGUACUCAGCUACAGUAGCUGAUUUCCUGGCGAGUGAUGCAGUGAUAUAUCGCAGUUUGGGAGACGGCUUUGCUCUGAGGACCAUCAAAUAUGACUCCAAAUGGCUGAAGGAGCCCCACUUUCUGCAUGCAGUGGAUUAUGGGAACUAUGUUUACUUUUUCUUCAGAGAGAUUGCAGCAGAACACAAUAACCUGGGGAGGACAGUGUACUCCCGUGUGGCUCGGGUGUGUAAGAACGAUGUGGGCGGUUCUCAGCGUGUUCUGGAGAAACACUGGACAUCGUUUGUGAAAGCGAGACUGAACUGUUCUGUUCCUGGUGAAUCCUUCUUUUACUUCGACGUCCUACAGUCGCUCACUGACAUUGUUAACAUCAACGGGGUUCCAUCUGUGGUGGGCGUGUUCACUACUCAACUCAACAGUAUUCCAGGCUCAGCAGUGUGUGCGUACUCCAUGCCGGAUAUAGAGAAGGUGUUUGAGGGACGUUUUAAAGAGCAGAAAUCCCCAGACUCUGUGUGGACUCCUGUUCCUGACGACAGACUGCCGAGACCUCGGCCAGGAUGCUGUGCUGGUCACGGAUCAGCAGAAUCUUAUAAAAGCUCUGUCGAGCUUCCAGAUGAAACGCUGCAGUUUAUAAAGUUACACCCACUGAUGGAUGCUGCCGUGCCCUCCAUCCGAGAUGAGCCCUGGGUCACCAAGACCAGAGUCAGGUACCGGUUGACUGCUGUAGCAGUUGAUAAUGCAGCAGGUCCCUACAGGAACCACACGGUGGUGUUUAUUGGCUCGGAGGCAGGUGUGGUGCUGAAGGUCCUGGUGAAAAGCGCAGUGUUAAACGAGAGCGUGGUGCUGGAGGAGAUGGACGUCUUUAACCAAGCCAAGUGUCUGUCUAACAGUGAGGACGACAGACAUGUCCUGUCCUUCCACAUGGACAGAGAGACACACACUCUGUACGUGGCUUUCUCCAGCUGUGUGGUGAGGAUCCCACUGAGCCGCUGUGAGAGACACCAACACUGUCACAAGUCAUGUAUUGCAUCCAGAGAUCCUUACUGUGGUUGGAUGUCACAUGGAGCUUGUGAGAGAAUUCCAGCAGGAGUGGACAGUGGGUUUGAGCAGGAUGUGGAGUUCGGGGACACGGGGCAUCUUGGUGACUGUCACGAGUUUUUGACUCCCGCUUCAGCGCCAGGUUUCAAAUCUUAUGGCGACGCAACUGCUGUGGAACAGGAAAAGCCGAUGCUGUCAGUCACGCUGUCCUCAGAACCUAAACAUUCCCCACACACUCCUCCCUCUCUUCAUCCUCAACUCCGCGACACGCCGAAAUCUGUUCUCCAUGACGAUUCGGAAACUUCCAGAACAUUUGAUUCGGUGAUGGAGGGGAUUUGGGAGAUCCAGUCAGGUGAAUCUAACCAGUUGGUGCACAUGAACAUCCUGAUUGCGUGCGUUCUCGCUGCCUUCCUCUUGGGGGCGUUCAUCGCUGGUGCUGUGGUCUACUGCUACCGAGACAUCUUCCUGCACAAGAAGACACGCAAAAUCCACAAAGUGUCACGUAGUAAAGAUGAGGAAUCCACAGUGUCACGCACAGACUCCACCGGGAGCUUCACCAAGCUGGACGGCCUCUUCGAAAGUCCGGUGAAGGAAUUUCCCAGCGCCAUGGAGGAGGCAAGGAUCUACUUCAGUGGAGACAAAGAAGAAAAAAGCCCAGAAUCCAAAUCCGUCAGCAGGCAAAAUCCAGAGCUGGCGGCGUUGCCAACACCCGAAUCGACGCCGGUGCUCCACCAAAAGGGGCUACAGCCAAACAAGAACCAGUGGGAAAGAGGACAAGGAAAAUGUGUGUCUCAGAAAGAAGCUCCACCCAAAAGUCCUCAAAAUCCAAACAUCCCGAGUGCCGUCGUUCUUCCAAACGCCACGCACGAGAGAAGCAUCCAGAGCAGCGACUCUGGCAGUGUGACGUCAGUGCAUAAAGAACAGAGCCGUUCUGUGGAUGCUAGAAACACCCUUAACGAACUUCUGAAGCAUCUUAACGAGGCUAAUGAGGCAGAGACGAUAAAUGCAGAUGCUAAAACCGUAGUGAACGAAACGACUCGUCCGCGCUCACACCUGAUGCUCGAGCCCCUGUGUAACUUAGCAGAAAUCCCACCUAAGAUCCCGAGUCGUGGUGCAUCGCUUUAUUCCCCGACAUCCUCUUAUUCGACUUCAUCCUAUUCGCCGUCAUCCUCGUUAACCAGACACAGUCCCACCAAGCGUGUGGACGUCCCAUCUGUGCCCUCGUCACCUACGGGGCAUGUGGGGACUCUCGACAGGCAGCGUUUUCACCGUGUCGGCUCCACCCAUCGCCAUGCCGGAUCGUCCAGUGCCAUGUUGACACGCCACUCUAGCUUCAACCGAGGUGCACUGGCUCCGCCCACACCGCCCUCCAGGAUGGACUCGCAAGGCAUGUCGAGGCAACACAGCUACAGCGGGUACGGAUCACUUCCCCGGACUUUUGUUAAACGAACCGUGUCGUUAAAGCCAGACGUUCCACCCAAACCCGGAGGAUUCGUACCGCAAACGAGGCCCGUGAACAAAUAUAGCUACUGAGCCGAGGAUCCAUCACACACUCCGGAGACAAGGAGGACAGUAAAAGAAGCAUGGCUACUGAACAGAGCAGGAAUCAAACGUAGUAAAGGCAGGAAUAUGGCUGUUACUACAUAAAGGAGUAAAAUGACAAUAUAUUGGGGGCGGGGUUUGAGGAACUUUGGUCUGUGAGGCUUCAUGGUCAUCUGGGGCCAAGGGUGAAAGGUCAUGUGGGAUUAACCUGUUGCAGGAAUACUUGAAAUAAUGUUAACCAGCAUCGACUAAAAACAGGAACAUAGAACUGAAGAAAAAGCGGGAGGAGUGACGUGAGCUGGUGACGUGGUGAUGUUCGUCAUGGCAACAGGACACGGUACAGCGUUACACACACGCUGUGAGGAUGCACUUACAGCUGGCUUCUCUCCAGCUCCUGUUAUUAAUGUCAUGAAACUAAACUGUUACAUUACUGUGUGUAUGUGUGUAUGUGUGUGUGUGUGUGUGUGUGUGUGUGUGUGUGUGUGUGUGUGUGUGUGUGUGUGUGUGUGUUUAGAUGUCCAUGUGCCUGCUUUUAACUUUUUGUUUAAUUUUUUUAUACUCACUGGGAAACAUUUCAGUAAUUUGCUGCUAUUGAGUUUAGAUAAAGUGUGUGUGUGUGUGUGUGUGUGUGUGUGUGUGUGUGUGUGUGUGUGUGUUCAGCCACAGAACAACAUUUUAUUAUUUCAUCUGUUUUUGAGAAACACACUGAGGUCGAAGGGUCUCAGUGAUGUAAUGAAUCGAACUCCUAGGUAAUUGACUGAGGCUAUAGUUUUGCACUGGAUCUACAAAGCUAAUGUAGCUAACAAGUACUGGAAGCUAAUAGCUACCACUUUAGCAUUGUGCUGAAUUACUGCAAGAGUGACAAACACACUCCAUGUUCUAGUGUGAGCCGUUAUAUCAAACUCAGACCUGUUCAAACUCGGCCGUUAGGAACCAGAAACGGUUCUGAUGACUGAAGGAACCGCGACGUCUCCUAGCGAAGCGUCAUGCAGGAAAUGACCACCGCUGUAAAUAAACACAUAUAAUAAUAAUAAUAAUACAUUUCAGAGGUGUGUUCUGUGCCUUACUGAGAAAGCUUUUCUUUAAAUCACUGCACAUUCAUCCAUGAAACAGAAGAGUGAAAUGUAAAGGAGCAAAAAGAACGACAAUGAAAACAUUGCUAAUAAUAAAUGGUGUUGCCUUUAACGAGGAGGAAUAAUGGCCUUCACUCGCUCCGUGGUGUUUGUGAUGCCCAGAGAUGCUGUUAUUGUCUAACUCUCUUAAAGUUAAUGUAAAAAUGUUUCUGACAUUUAAUAUAAUAAUAAUAAUUAUAAUAAUAAUAAUUAUAAUGUGUACAGCUCAAAUAUUAGCUACAGAAUUAGCAUUAGCCUGUUAGCAUGGACCUAAAUCCCACAAGCAGGUGACAGACUUUUCACUGAUUGGUUGUUAACUGUAAGUAUAAAGUAUAAAGAUGCUCAGUGUUAAAUUCUCAAAUCUAAUCACACCUUCAGAUUAUUAUAGGAUUUAUAUUUCUGCAGUAACACGUGACCCUGAGGAAGACGUGAGCUUGUGGAAUCAACCCCAGAAACCAUGUUAGCACGCUAGCGUUAAUCCUGUAGCUAUGUGAGACGUUUAGCUUUCGCGCGUCCAAACGCGGCUGAUAUUCAGCUCGGUGAUGACGACAAAACGUUACAGAAACAUUUUGGAAAACAAAUUUACUUCUGGACUGAAAUCGUCUUUCUGUAACGAAUCUGGGAAGAGAAAAGAAAGAGAACUCCACCGAGUGACGUCUAGAUCGUUUACAUUUGACUAGACGUGUGCCGAUAAUCACCUGACCUUCUGUGACCUGACCUUUAACCCCCGUGUUACUGUUGAGAUCUUCUGUGAUUCAGAAUGUUGGUGUUUUUCCUCAGCAGCUGAUUUCCGGCUCCGGCUGGUGACGUCAGCGUCUGUUCUUCACACCAUAAACCAACAUGGUUUUAUUUAAACUGCAGAAUCUGGGUGGAUGUUUACUUCUUGUUUGUUUGUUCCUGCAGAUUAUUUUAAGGUGGAGGUCUGUGGACAAACCUGUACUGUGAAGCUGUAAAUAUUUCCAUUACUAUGUUAUUUUUGUUGAUUUUUUUAACACAGCAUGUAGAGAAGAAAUAAAACCUUACUACACGA